GCUCAGUUGCUCACGCGUCCAGCGCUGCUCCUAUAGCUGCCCCCGGCUCCUGUUCUGGUCCUCGCCGCAGCCAUGUCUAAGGAGACGCGGGCCGGGCAGGAGGAGAUCAUGGAGUGCCAGGUGAUGUGGGAGCCUGACAGCAAGAAGCGCACGCAGAUGGACCGCUUCCGGGCGGCUGUGGGAGCCGCCUGCGGCCGGGCGCUGGAGAAUUAUGAUGACUUGUACUAUUGGUCAGUUGAGUCAUACUCAGACUUCUGGGCAGAGUUCUGGAAAUUCAGUGGAAUUGUCUUCUCACGGAUGUAUGAUGAGGUAAGGAGAGAUUUUCCUUGUGCAUUGUCUUUUGGGGGGCUGUGUUUCAAGGUGAAAUGUUAAUUUGGGGGAAUAUUGAAUCAUAAUCUGCUUUUACAACUUCAUGUUGAUGGGAAAAAGUCAUUGUCUUAGAGAACUGGCAUUACCCUGUCAUGGACCCCAUGGAGACCUUGGAAUCUGUGAAUUCUCUGUUGCAUGUAGAUCUUAGGCCCUGUUUUAGGAACUUGAGAGUUCCUAAGUAGUAGGCUCCUCAAUAGUAGAUUUUUUUUAAUGUUUUAUAAUGGUAAAAUACACAUAACAUAAAUCUUACCAUCUUAAUCAUUUUGAAGAGUAUAGUUCAGCGUUCAGAGGUAUUAAGUACAAUUAUAUUUUCUUUUUUUUUUUGAGACAG
Molecule: messenger RNA, 700 nt
Organism: Otolemur garnettii (small-eared galago)
Lineage: Eukaryota; Metazoa; Chordata; Mammalia; Primates; Galagidae
Product: acetoacetyl-CoA synthetase-like
Exons: 2
Coding region: 73-372 (99 amino acids)
Biological process (GO): positive regulation of insulin secretion
Cellular component (GO): cytosol
Molecular function (GO): acetoacetate-CoA ligase activity
Source: RefSeq, a predicted model, not a curated record